UGGAAUAUUCAAACUACAAAUCCUAAUUGAACAGCAUAAAACAAGGUUGCAAAUGUUGACAAGUAUUUUGCAUCUGAACCAGAACUAGUUUCGCAUGCAAUAAAUUAACCGCCUUCUUCUUCAUUCUUUGCAAACUCCGUUCAAAUUGCAGAACCAGUUUCUUGAUCGUUAAGCUUUUGAGAAAAUCAUGUUAUAUUAAUAUAUAAGCGAUGAUGAUCCGUAGUUUAGAAAGGAAUUAAAGGAAUGAGCAGUGUGCACAUUGAAGUUUCUUGGCAAUUUCGUUAGUGUGCUGCAUGCCUACUAUAAGAAGACUUGCAGGCUAGCCUAUUGAAUGAAGUCUUACUCUUUCUGUAUCCCAAUUUUGAAUAAUAGUAAUAAUGUCGAGCAAACUGAAAUAUUCCUCCAAGGCUGCUUACUAUGGUAGUGGAAUUCAGUCAGUGCUGCUGGCUAUCAGCACUUCCCCUCUCACCAAAUCUCAGAGGAAAUGGAGGGUUGCUUGCAUUGUCAUAUACGUGUCCUUGUCCAUGGCCAAACGCGUUGUUUCGCGUAAGGGGAAGAAGCUCAGCACCCCUCUUCUUCCUCCUCCUCACACUAGUAUCCUUGAAAUCAAGGCUGUUCUUGAUGAUGUUGAAGAUGGUCAAGUGAUGGAUCAGAAAAGGCUUGCAGAAAUGGUCAAGGCCAAGAAGCUGGACGGCUUUGGCGGCAUUGCAGCCAUAGCCAAGCUUCUUGCGACCAACACAGAGAGCGGCAUCAAUGGAGACGAGGAGGAGUUGACGAGGCGUCGUGUGGCCUUCGGGUCCAACACGUACGAGAGGGCGAAGCCCAAGGGGCUCAUCCAUUUCGUGGUGGAGGCGUUUAGGGACACCACCAUUCUCAUCUUACUGGCCUGCGCAGCUCUCUCGCUGGCCUUUGGCAUCCGUGAGCACGGCGGCAAGGAGGGGUGGUACGAGGGCGGGAGCAUCUUCGUGGCCGUGUUCCUGGUGGUGGCAGUCUCCGCAGCCAGCAACUUCCGGCAGGAGAGGCAGUUCGACAAGCUGUCCAAGAUCAGCAACAACAUCAAGAUUGGUGUGGUGAGGCAGGGGAGGAGGCAGCACGUGUCCAUCUUCGAUGCCGUGGUUGGCGAUGUGGUGUUCCUCAACACCGGCGAUCAGGUCCCCGCGGACGGGGUGUUCGUGGACGGGCACUCGUUCCAGGUGGACGAGUCGAGCAUGACGGGGGAGAGCGAGCACGUGGAGGUGGACUCAAGGCGAAACCCCUUCCUGCUGUCCGGAUCCAAGGUUGCCGAUGGAUAUGGUAAGAUGGUGGUGGUGUCGGUGGGGAUGGACACCGCGUGGGGCGAGAUGAUGAGCUCCAUAACGCGCGAUUCCAACGAGCAGACGCCGCUCCAGGAGCGCCUCAACAGGCUCACCUCCACCAUUGGGAAGCUCGGCCUUGCAGUCGCCUUCUUCGUGCUCCUCGUCAUGCUCGUCCGUUACUUCACGGGAAACACGCAGGAUGAGAAUGGCCGCAAGGAGUUCAAUGGAGUCGACACGGACUUGAACGACAACUUCAACUCCGUUUUGAGGAUCGUCUCAGCUGCAGUCACCAUUGUGGUGGUGGCCAUACCGGAGGGGCUGCCGUUGGCAGUCACACUCACACUUGCUUACUCCAUGAAACGGAUGAUGGCGGAUCAAGCAAUGGUCAGGAAACUCUCUGCUUGUGAGACCAUGGGAUCAGCAACAGUCAUCUGCACAGACAAAACUGGGACUUUGACACUCAAUCAGAUGAAGGUCACCAAAUUCUGCCUAGGAGGCCACGAUAUUCGGCAAGAUUCCAUCGCCCCAAAUCUUCUUCAGCUCUUCUAUCAAGGAGUUGCUUUCAACACUACUGGCAGCAUAUAUAAGCCUAAAUCAGCAAGUGCUGUUGAGUAUUCCGGCAGUCCAACUGAGAAGGCUAUCCUCUCUUGGGCUGUUGAAGAUUUGGGCAUGGAUGUUGAGAAGCUGAAGCAGAGCUACACAGUGCUCCACGUCGAGACCUUCAACUCAGACAAGAAACGGAGCGGGGUUUCACUGAGGAACGACGUCCAAAACUGCAGCUACGUGCAUUGGAAAGGAGCUGCAGAGAUGGUGUUAGCAAUGUGUUCGAAUUACUACCAACACACGGGAGAAAUGAAGGCCAUGAGCAAGGAGAAGAUGAGCGAAUUCGAGAAUAUCAUACAAGGAAUGGCAGCAAGCAGCCUCAGAUGUAUUGCAUUUGCUUGCAAGCAAAUAGAAUAUGAAAAAGAAUCAUCCACAUCGAAUGAAAUCACUCUCUCCCAAAAAACUCUAACCGAAGAAAAUCUAACACUGCUUGGCAUAGUUGGGAUGAAGGAUCCAUGCAGAAGUGGUGCAAAGAAGGCGAUUGAAUCCUGCAGAUUUGCAGGAGUGGACAUCAAGAUGAUAACCGGGGACAACAUAUUCACGGCCAAGGCCAUAGCCACGGAAUGUGGGAUACUCGACCCAAACCAGCACGUUGCAAACGGGGAAGUAGUGGAAGGCAUUGAGUUCAGAAACUACACAGACGAAGAGAGAAGGGUGAAGAUCAAGAAGAUCCGAGUAAUGGCAAGAUCCUCCCCUCUGGACAAGCUUCUGAUGGUGAGGUGCCUGAAACAAGCAGGGGAGGUGGUGGCAGUGACGGGAGAUGGAACAAACGACGCCCCUGCAUUGAAGGAAGCCGAUGUAGGGCUAUCAAUGGGGAUCCAAGGCACGGAGGUGGCCAAGGAGAGCUCAGACAUUGUGAUCCUAGACGACAACUUCUCCUCAGUGGCCACGGUGUUGCUGUGGGGGCGGUGCGUCUACAACAACAUACAGAAGUUCAUCCAGUUCCAGCUGACGGUGAACAUUGCAGCAUUAGUCAUCAACUUCAUAGCUGCAGUCUCAGCAGGGGAUGUGCCCCUCACUGCUGUGCAGCUGCUGUGGGUUAACCUCAUCAUGGACACCUUGGGCGCUCUCGCCUUGGCCACGGAGCGCCCCACAAAGGAGCUCAUGCACCGGCCCCCCGUGGGCCGCACUCAGCCCCUCAUCACUAACAUCAUGUGGAGGAACCUGCUGCCUCAGGCCCUCUACCAGAUAUCCAUUCUCUUGAUCUUGCAGUUCAGAGGCAGGCAGAUCUUCCAGGUAAAUCAGCAGGUAAAGAACACUCUCAUAUUCAAUACUUUUGUGCUUUGCCAGAUUUUCAAUGAGUUUAACUCGAGGAAUUUGGAGAAGAAGAAUGUGUUUAAAGGGAUUCAUAGGAAUAAGCUGUUUGUUGGGAUCAUUGCUGUCACUAUUGUGCUGCAGUUUGUGAUGGUGGAAUUCCUCAAGAAGUUUGCUGAUACAGUUAGUUUGAGUUUGGGGCAAUGGGGGAUUUGUGUUGUCAUUGCAGCUGUCACAUGGCCUAUUGGUUGGCUCAUGAAGUUUGUGCCUGUCACAGACAAACCAUUCCUAGAUUACUUAAACUUGUUUUAGUUUGUUUUAGUGGUAGAGCUUCCUCUCUUCUAAAUUAUUUUUUCAUUUUCUAUUCCCGUAUAACCAACAUACGCCACAUACAUAUUGAUGAUAUCAUUUAUGUACGUGACAUGUAUUGGUUAUAAGAGAGAAGAAGAUGAAAAAUGGAUUUAUAAUAGAGGAUUUCUUUUUCGAUUAGUAACUUGUGCGUGUAAUAUUGUAAUGAAUUCUAGUUAUUAAAUUCGGGAUGAAUAGUGUCUUGCAA
This is a messenger RNA of Salvia miltiorrhiza (redroot sage), 3708 nucleotides long. Its product is annotated as calcium-transporting ATPase 12, plasma membrane-type. The coding region runs from base 378 to 3464 and encodes 1028 amino acids. Gene Ontology annotation, cellular component: intracellular membrane-bounded organelle; membrane. NCBI's taxonomy places the organism in Eukaryota, Viridiplantae, Streptophyta, Magnoliopsida, Lamiales, Lamiaceae. Gene Ontology annotation, biological process: calcium ion transmembrane transport. The record is from RefSeq and is a predicted model, not a curated record. The transcript has 2 exons. Gene Ontology annotation, molecular function: P-type calcium transporter activity; ATP hydrolysis activity; ATP binding.